Molecule: messenger RNA, 2872 nt
Organism: Oncorhynchus keta (chum salmon)
Lineage: Eukaryota; Metazoa; Chordata; Actinopteri; Salmoniformes; Salmonidae
Product: tuberin-like
Biological process (GO): negative regulation of TOR signaling; negative regulation of insulin receptor signaling pathway; positive regulation of GTPase activity
Cellular component (GO): TSC1-TSC2 complex; cytoplasm; nucleus
Molecular function (GO): GTPase activator activity
Source: RefSeq, a predicted model, not a curated record
AUUAAUGUGUGUGUGUUACAGCAUGCAGUGGAAGCCGUAUGGAAGGCGGUGGAGGACAUGCUGACUCCAGAACAGCCACCUGAAGCUAGACAUGCUGUCCUGCUGCUCCUCAGAGCUGUCAUACAGGGACAGGGUGAGCGUCUGGGUCCUCUGCGGGCCUUCUUCUUCAAGGUGAUCAGAGACUACCAGCCGUCCAAUGAGGACCUGUCUGACAGGCUGGAGGUGUUCAAGGCCCUGACGGAGAACGGGAAGGACAUCACGUACCUGGAGGAGGACAUAGCUGGGUUUGUCCUGCUGUGGAUGGACAUUGGUCUGACCGCUGACUUCCUCCACGUCCUGGUCAACCUGGUCAAGUUCAACAGCUGCUACCUCGACCAGAACGUAUCCGUCAUGGUCCAGAAGAUCUGUCUGCUGUGUAACCGGACAACAGCCUCGACAGACAUUGAGAUGGCUCUACAGGUGCUGGAUGCGGUGGUGUGUUAUAACUGCCUCCCCUCUGACUCCCUCACCGUCUUCAUCAUCACUCUCUGUCGCACCGUCAACGUCAAGGAGUUCUGUGAGUCCUGCUGGAAGUUGAUGAGGAAGGUGUUGGGGACUCAUCUGGGCCAUAGUGCCAUAUACACCAUGUGCCGUAUCAUGGAGGAGAGGGCGUAUAUGGAGGAUUCUCCAUUGCUGAGAGGAGCAGUGUUCUUUGUAGGGAUGGCUCUAUGGGGGGCGCACCGUCUCCCAGCCUUAAAGAACACCCCUACCCUGGUCCUCCCAUCAUUCUAUAAGGCGAUGUGGUGUGCCAACGAGAUGGUGUCGUAUGAGAUCGUUCUGUCCAUCACCAGACUGAUAAAGAAGUAUGGCAAGGAACUCCAGGUGGUCACAUGGGACAUACUGCUGGGGAUCAUAGAGAGGUUACUACAGCAGAUUCAGUCUAUAGGCAGUGCAGAGCUGAAGUCCAUAGUGUUUGAGUUGCUGACUACAGUGGAGGAGCUCUAUGAGCAGAACGGCUUCCAUGGAUCAUCUGACAAGUUCUUCAGUCUGGUGGAGAAGUGUGCUGACAAAAGACCUGAUGCGUCGGUGCUGACUCUGAUAUCGUACCGGGCCCAGUCCAUCCAGCCAGCUAAAGAUGGGUGGAUCCAGAGCCUACACCGCCUUAUGGAGAAGUUCUUUAGGAAUGAGAGUCGUAGUGUGAUCAGGAUCAAAGUGCUUCACAUCCUCUCCUUUGUCCUCAGCACCAACCGCCAGCUCUACGAGGAGGAGCUGAUUGAGGUGGUGGUUCCUCAGCUCAGUGGGAUAGCAGAGGACAGAGACCUGGCUGUGAGGAGACAGGCUACCCAGCUACUGGUGGACCUGGCUGAGAGCUGUAGUACACACCACUUCACCAGCCUCCUGGACAUCAUUCAGAGGGUGGCGAGUCGUUCGCUGGUGUGCCCAGGGCCCCUGGAGGUGUCGGAGAGAGACCCCACGGCAGAAUCCCCCAUGGAGGAUGUCAGGACGGCUAUACGAGGCCUACUGGAGAUACUGCAGAGUAAGCUGUACAGCCUGCCAGCCAGCCACGCUAGUCGAGUGUACGAGAUGCUGAUCGGACACCUGCAGCUGCACUACAAGAGCAAGUACAGCUCCACUGUGGCCUGCAGCAUACGACUACAGGUGUUUGACUUCCUCCUGAUGAUGAGAACUGACUCCCUCCAUCGUCUGGGGUUCCUCAGUAAAGACGGGGUUCUGAGGUUCAGUCCGUACUGCCACUGUGACACGGGGGAGCCAGAGAAACGAGGGAGUGAGAAGAAGCCUGCAGGCUCAGUGUCUCCCCCUGUGGGCAGUCCUGCCCCCUCCUCCUCCACCACCACUACUCCCUCCUCCUCCUCCACCACCACUACUCCCUCCUCCUCCUCCAUCCGUACAGCCUGCCUGCCCUACUCACCUGCCUUUAAUGUGCUGCUACAGUGCCUGCAGAUGGAGACAGACUGGAAGGUGUUGAAGCUGGUACUAGACAAGAUGCCCUGGACCCUGCAGUAUAAAGUCCUGCUGCUGUCCUCUCCCUGCAGCAUAGACCAUCUCUGUUCUACACUCUGUUCUAUGGUGACAGACCGUCUUAUCUCAGAGCGUCUGAAGAAGACUCCAGAUGGUUUCAGUCGUACUGAUGUCCAGCUGGCUGUAGUACCUGUUCUCACUGCUAUCACAUCAUACCACAACUACCUAGAACAGGCCAGACAGAGGGAGUUGGUUCAGUGUCUGGAAGCAGGGCUGAUAUACCGCUGUGCCAAGCAGUGUGUGGUUGCCCUGACAAUGUGCACCGUGGAGAUGCCUGACAUCAUGAUUAAACUCCUCCCCGCACUCAUCGUCAAGCUGACUCACAUCUCGGCAACCGUCGCCAUGGCGUCGCCCAUGCUGGAAUUCCUGUCCACUCUGGUGCGGCUGCCACAUCUCUAUGCUUACUUUGUAGCAGAGCAGUACGUCAGUGUGUUCGCCAUCUCCCUGCCCUACACCAACCCCUCCAAGUUUAACCAGUACAUUGUGUCGUUGGCUCACCAUGUCAUCUCAUGGUUUAUCCGCUGCCGACUCACCUUCAGAAAGGACUUUGUGCAGUACAUCACCAAGGGUCUGCGCUCUAAUGCUCUGAUGCCGUUCGAUGACACCCAGGACACUCAGAGCAGCUUCCGUGCUCGCAGCACCAGCCUCAAUGAGAGGCCCAAGAGUCUACGGGCAGCCAAAAUGCGAAGGCCCACCAGCAGCAGCAGCAGGUGUCAAUGGCAGCGGGCGUCGCGGCGAGUUCCCGGCUCUCCCGUUGCCAGGGAAAGAGCUGAGGAGAUCUCGUCGGCCAUGGACGCAUUCCCGUUUUGCUCCUCUGAAGCAUCAGCGUCUCCGAAGCACGCGCAGUGCGCAG